AGCAAAGGACCAGUCUACAUCAGUUGUGCGCAUGUAAACCUGGGUGACUUUGAUAUCCGGUUUGUCUGCUUUCGGGAAGAGCAUGCAAGUGUGUUCGAAAAAUGGCAUUUCACGUUCGACUUUCAAAUCAUAAUCUGUUGAAACUGUCCAAAAUCAGGGCCUUACCCUUUUCAACACAGGCAGAUGACAAAGUGUUCGAACGAAGACAAGCCGAUCCUUCUACAGAGCAUGUUUAUAAAACAUGUCCAGCAUCUGUACGUAAAGGUGCCUCACUGCGUCACAAACACCUGUAUAUGACAAGACCUCAACAUGAUACAAUGAGCUCGAAGUCAUCAGAAGACAAAGCAAGGUCACUUCAUAGUGACACAUUGUCAAGCUUGUUGCUAUCAGUUUAUCACAUUGGUUUUCAAGAUGGUGAAAAGUUCAGCCAAAGUUGUCAAUGUGGGUCAAGGUCAUUUCCUUGUCCUUCAGAUCAAGGAGCAAGGUCACUUGAAGGACGAAAGGCUUGUUUGCCUGAAGUAAGUCUAGAAAAGAGUUUCUUUUGCCUAUGACCUUGACUGACCUUCAAAACCUGUUUCAGGGUCAUAGCAAGAGCAGUGAUGUUGAAAAAGCGGAAAAUCAGUGCAUCACCGAUUUUGUCAAAGCUGUUUCAUACUCCGCGGAUGACAUUCUUGCUUUCGAAAACCACCGGAACAGGUCACAAGGAAUGACCAGGGACAUUAUUAGUCAUGAAAAUCAUGAUGUAACAGUUCUUCAGGACAAAGUUAGUUGUAGGUCAAUGUCUGAUGUCCACACAGUGUUUUGUGAUGGAGCUGGUCAGGAGGCAAACAAAGGUCAAGGUCAAGGGCCAUCAGAGGAACAGCUUCUUGUUGUUCAUAACUUCUUUGAACGAACUUUGCCAGAUUUCUUGAAAUCAAAGCAGGACUACAGGAUUUAUCACAAAGACAUAAUAUUCGAGAACAAUUACUUUGGGAAAAAUGUUUCAACUCGGGGAAUAACGGCGUACGUAACCCAGGUGACGAAGAUCCGGAUCAUGACCCACUUCAUGUACGCACAUGCUCAGUUCAAUGUGCUGAAGAUUACUCGUCACCCAGAGGACGGGACAGUCCGCAUCCGAUGGCGGAUCAGCGGUCUUCCACAGCUCAAGACUCUCCUCAUCUGGAAGUUCAUGCCGUGGAACUAUCGGAAAAACCGAGAUGCUAACUCCGAGUAGGUGGAGCAGUGACAGCAAAUGCUUUCACUGAUCAAAUUUAGAGCUAUUAAAACAUUUUGUUAUAUACCUGUCAUUUUCAAAACUCAAUAUGUUUAUCUCAUUCU
Haliotis rubra (blacklip abalone) is the source of this 1317-nucleotide messenger RNA. RefSeq lists its product as uncharacterized. The transcript is spliced from 4 exons. Lineage: Eukaryota; Metazoa; Mollusca; Gastropoda; Lepetellida; Haliotidae. The record is from RefSeq and is a predicted model, not a curated record. The coding region runs from base 548 to 1213 and encodes 221 amino acids.